Messenger RNA from Branchiostoma floridae (Florida lancelet), 3750 nucleotides. Its product is annotated as snake venom 5'-nucleotidase-like. The record is from RefSeq and is a predicted model, not a curated record. The transcript is spliced from 12 exons. Lineage: Eukaryota; Metazoa; Chordata; Leptocardii; Amphioxiformes; Branchiostomatidae. Bases 864 to 2756 code for a protein of 630 amino acids. Gene Ontology annotation, biological process: AMP catabolic process. Gene Ontology annotation, molecular function: nucleotide binding; 5'-nucleotidase activity; metal ion binding. Gene Ontology annotation, cellular component: plasma membrane.
CUUUGUUUAUUAUUCAUGAGAAGCUCAAAUCGGCCUGCAGGCCGCUUUUCACUCUUCAUAUCUAGGACCUUAGAUAUCCGGUGAGAUGUAAUGCAGGGAGGUACCCAGGGUAUAUCAACUCGAGUCUUUUCCGGUACAAUGUUCUGUCCUUGGGAAGCGGAGUGCCCGGGAGAGACUCGCUUGCGUGGGCGUAGGCCUGUCGAAAUUCGAUCUGCAAGCAGAUGUAAGGCGUCGGCUACCUCACGUUUGUACAUCCUUUCCCAGUAAAACUGCCUUAACCUUUGGAGGGCCAGCAAAACUUCGCAAAAACUGCUUCUAAGACAUAGGUUGGAAUUGGAGGGUGGGAAAUGCGAAUGUUCGCUAAUAGGAGACGUACUUUUAUCAACGUUCAAGCCGCGAAUAGUUUAUAACGGUCCGUAUGUCAGGUUUCCUUAAAUGUAAUUCAGGAAAAUGCAAAGCAGGAAGGUGGCCCGAAUUCUUUUUAUGGAUAGACGUGACGCAUUACGGCCAGAGGAGAGUAUGACUUCUUAUCUCGUGAGCAAGUUGAGUGACUUGGUGACCAUCGUUGACUUCCUGACCACUUUUUACCUGCCCAAAUAUAGUCAAGAGUCAUUUAAUAGGUUUCCAUCAUGAUCUGUGUUUCAUACACAAACACACUGGACUUAAUGACUAUACUGUAUAUGGGGUACCGAAAUUGCACAGUAUUCGUCACUGCGUUACAAAGGAUUUUCCCCGUGUACUUCCUCCCUUGAUGCAACUGCCCAUCUAUAUAUAUACCUACAAUACACACACAUAUGUACUUUGUUUAAGCACACGUUGCUUUGCGGCUUGGCACAUUUUGUUUGCGGUUUCUAGAUAAAAAGAUGUGGCGUUAUUUCGUUCUUCUGCCUUUUCUUUUAUCAGGCAGCAUUGUUCGUCCAUUUCAUCUGUCCAUCCUUCACACCAACGAUGUCCACUCCCGUAUUCAAGAGGCCAACGCGUUCGGCGGCAGGUGCCGGCCGGGCCAGCCUUGUUUCGGAGGAGUCGCCCGCAUGGCCAGCAAGGUCGAAGAGGUCCGAACUAUUGAAGAUAACGUGAUAUUGCUUGACGCCGGCGACUGGUUCCAGGGAACGCUGUGGUACUACUUCUUUCGGAGCUCCGUGUUGUCACAAUUUAUGAACGAACUGCGCUACGAUGCCAUGACUAUCGGCAACCACGAGUUUGACGACGGAGUAGAAGAACUGGUGCUUUCUGAGGAACGUAAACUUUCCUGUGUGAGCGCCAACAUAAACGCCAGCAGGGAACCUGAGCUUCGAUCUCUCUUUAGUCCUUCCGUGGUCCUGAACGUGAGCGGAGAAUAUCUCGGUAUCGUCGGCUACACAACUACAGACACUCCCUUCAUCUCCGACCCAGGGGAUAAUCUGGUGUUUUCCGCGCUAGUGGAGUCGGUACAGGAAGAGGUAGACAAACUACUGGACCAGGGAGUCAACAAAAUUAUUGCCCUGGGCCAUGCAGGAAUAUUCGUGGACCAGGAGGUGGCCUCGCGUGUGCGCGGAGUGGACAUUGUGGUCGGCGGACACACCAACACAUUCCUAUACACAGGUAAACCUCCAUCUAACGAAGAGCCAUAUGGCGUGUACCCUAUCGCGGUCUACCCUGACCACGACCCGACGAGCCCCGUCCUGGUGGUCCAGGCGUACGCCUUCGGGAAGUACCUGGGACACCUCAGGGUGACGUUUGAUGACGACGGUAAAGUUACACACUGGGCGGGGGACCCGAUCCUUCUGAACGACACAGUUCCGAAAGACACCAACAUCUCCGCCGAAGUGGCCAGGCUGGCGACAAGCCUCGCCAACAAGACGGAGCAGUCCGUGGGGACAACACAAGUACUACUUGGCGGGGAAUGCGACUUUGGGGAAUGCAACAUAGGUAACCUGAUCACAGACUCCAUGGUUCACCACAACAUCAAACAUCCAGACGAAACCAGCUGGAACGAUGUCGCCAUUGCCGUCCUGAACUCCGGCGGCAUCAGAUCCAUCAUAGGCCAAGGAACCAUCACCGUGGGAGACAUCGUCGGAUGUAUCCCUUUCAUGAACACCAUCGACAUCGUGGAGCUGCGCGGGGAGGAUGUGGUGCGCAUGUUGGAGCACUCAGCAAGCCUUAUCGGCCAUCCAAGGUUCCUGCAAGUUUCUGGUCUUCGCGUCGUGUACGACAAGACGAAGGACCCGGGUCACAGAGUGGUGAGAGUAGAGGCACGCUGCAGCACGGGCUGCCUCAUCCCCGAGUACCGACCGCUGGACCCCGCCGCCAGCUACAAGAUCAUCAUGCCGACGUUCUUGGCAAACGGCGGGGACGGAUACAACAUGAUUGCUGAGAACAAGACAGCUCACUACAUACCAGGUGACCUCGACACAGACAUCCUGAUUGCCUACAUCAAGACCACGUCGCCCGUGUCUGUAGGGCUGGAGGGACGCAUCAAGGUCAUCAACUCAACACAGGAGGGGGCGCAUGUUCUGCAGCCCUGUCCAACUAUGGCAGCACCUACUACUGGCCUUGUUUUCACAACAGAGCCAGAUGAUCACUAUGACGGCGACUUUGACAACAAGAACAUCAUCGCCUUAGCCGUGGGAAUCCCUGCAGCUCUGAUCCUAACCGUUGCUGUUAUAGCCUGUGUGAUUCGGUGUGUGAAGAGAAGUAGAAACAACUUCACCAUGACAAGCAGAAAACAGGCUCAUGCAAACCCAGUUUUUGCCAUGGAAAAUGGGAUGAAAGGUUGAACAAAAGUUAGAAUAGCCAUUACAACAUUUCAUUACUUCCAUCCAUAGUCAAUCACACCAGCUUUUGCUUUAUGUCAAGGGGCAUUGUCCCUUAGAUCUAACAUACACAUUUUUUGUUCUGUACUUUGUUUUUCUAGAAAUCAGUGGAUGUGUGUGUGUGUAAUUGUGUGUUUCUGUGUAAAAUUUAAGAUUCUGCUUUAUCUACAUGUGUGUACAUAGAUUUUAGUUUUGUCAUUGCAUAAGCUAUUCCUGCAGUUAAGGACACAAUGUCAAAAGCAUCAAGCAUAGCAUGUAAAAAAGUGCAUUUACAAAUUGCAUAACAGGACAAAGGGUAUUAAGCCUCAGGUGAACAAUUAUCGGGACGGAUGUCAUUUUGCAUGUACAAAAUCCGCAGUUGACAUGACAUACAAUGAUGAAAUGUAUAUAUUAAAUCGUUUGACAUGUACACACCUUGUUUUCUUCUAUUAGCUUGUGUGAAUCCUUCUUUCUUAAGUCCCCUACAGUCAGUCACCAGUAAAUAUACUUUAGCUGGAUGAUACCAUUAGAAAGAAUCCUUAGAAAAAGCUAAGCUAACAAGAUAGAGAUAUGACACUGUACAUACUAGCAUACCUGUAUCUCCUCAAUGUAUGGGAGGCAAAGCCCAAGGAAAGAAUAUAGCAGAAUAUUGGAUCAAGACUUUUCCUUAUGAACUUAAAGUCACUCACUUCCCAUGAUCAAAAACUGUCUUGUUACUUAAAGGAUUGUACAUUUUAUGACAACAUGUGAAUUACAGGUAAAGCUGCUGCCAGCUAGCUUGUUAGCACUUAAGCACUUUGUUAUACACCAGGGGUGGUGUCUCAGAUUAGAAUGGUGACUUACCCAAAAGUAAUUCUAUCAUUCCUAUUCAAAAUGAUAAUGGCAUCAGACACAGGUUUUCAGGUAUAUAUAUAGGUUCUAUUCAAAUAAAAAUGAUAAUGAAAAAGAUAACAGAAAAGUGCUUGACAGAGUUGGAACA